AUGUCACACGUAGUGUUGGACACCAGCUGGGAGAUCACCACCAAGGACUUGAAGGAGAAGAAGGAGGUUGUGGAGGAGACAGAGAAUGGAAGAGUUGCCCCUCCUAAUGGGAAAGCUCAUGAGGAAAAUAGGGAGCAGGAGGCUGGCAAGGAGGUAGAUGAAGAAGAGGAAGAAGGUGGGGAGGAAGAGGAGGAAGAAGCUGAUGAUGAGGAAGAGGAUGGAGAUGAAGAUAAGGAAGCUGAAGGCACCACGGGCAAGUGGGCAGCUGAAGAUGAUGAGGACGAUGAUGUUGACACCAAGAAGCAGAAGACUGAUGAGGAUGACUAGACAGCAAAAAAGGAAAAGUUAAACUUAAAAAAA
This is a messenger RNA of Lemur catta (Ring-tailed lemur), 360 nucleotides long. Its product is annotated as prothymosin alpha-like. Gene Ontology annotation, biological process: positive regulation of transcription by RNA polymerase II; negative regulation of apoptotic process. Bases 1 to 327 code for a protein of 108 amino acids. Gene Ontology annotation, molecular function: histone binding. The record is from RefSeq and is a predicted model, not a curated record. NCBI's taxonomy places the organism in Eukaryota, Metazoa, Chordata, Mammalia, Primates, Lemuridae. Gene Ontology annotation, cellular component: nucleus. The transcript has a single exon.